Molecule: messenger RNA, 2073 nt
Organism: Botrytis byssoidea
Lineage: Eukaryota; Fungi; Ascomycota; Leotiomycetes; Helotiales; Sclerotiniaceae
Exons: 6
Coding region: 1-2073 (690 amino acids)
Biological process (GO): positive regulation of transcription by RNA polymerase II; DNA-templated transcription
Cellular component (GO): nucleus
Molecular function (GO): sequence-specific DNA binding; DNA-binding transcription factor activity, RNA polymerase II-specific; zinc ion binding
Source: RefSeq, a predicted model, not a curated record
AUGACGGACAAAAUCCCAUCUAAAGCCAACAUUCCACAAGGCGAUUCAAUUAAACCUGCGCGUAAAAAGUAUGAAAGAACUAAAGAGCGAAGCAAGGUCACUCAAGCCUGUGACCAAUGUAGAGUAGGAAAAGCUAAGUGCUCCGGUAAUUUGCCAUGCACCAACUGUGUUCACGAUAAAAAGCGUUGUUCUUAUGAUAACGACUACGCUCGUGGUCGAAAGAUUGAAAUCCAACCAAAUCCGAACUACAGACCUGAUCCUCAACACAAAGUCUUCAUUGCUGGAUCUAAUCUGGCCAAUUAUAAAUCUCUAAUGGAAGGAGAAGACGCGCAAAUGCCACCGGUAAUAGGUUCAUUCGGCCAGAAUCUAAAUCCCAAUCAAAUGAUGUCACAACCUCAACAGUCGGCGGAUAAUAGUCCAACUGCUAAUCCGUCCCAAGAAGCUCAGCAAAUGUUUGAUCCAAACGCACCUGUCUCUGUUCUUGCUUACGGUGAUCUACCAAUGCCUAUCAGUCGACCUGGACUGGUCACUCUACCAAGUCUCGAUGAUGGUGCUAAGCUUGUUCAGAUUUAUUUUGACAAAUUCUCCCCAAGUAUACUCUUCCUACACAGACCUAGUGUUGAACGCUGGACAGAUGAGUUGUUAGAGGUUGGUGGUGAUAUAUUGGCAGCAGAUUAUCUUAAAAGCAGGAAUGCCAUCGUUUUCAUGAUCUUUGCUUCAGCCCAAACUUACUGUGCGACCUCAGAAUGGGUGGACAACAGUAUGCUCAACUGUCAAUUGGCUGAAGAACAAUUACAAUCUGAAAUUGGUCCACCACAAUUAACUAGCGUUCAAGCUCGACUUCUCCAAUGCUACUAUCUUAUUGCUAGAGGUCGAAUCAACCAAUGCUGGAGCUCUUUUUCCAAUGUCGCCGGCUUGAUCUUCACACUUGAUUUGAACAGACAUUAUAGCAAGAGAGGUGUUGUUGACCUGGUUGAGGUGGAAUGUCAAAAGCGAGUUUUCUGGGCAGCAUUCUUUCUGGAUAAAUUUUUGAGUUAUGCUUUAGAUAGACCACAACGUCUCAAGGUUGAUGAUAUUGAUCAGGAGUUGCCGAGGACCCUCAACGACAGACAAUUUACACCCAACAAUCUCGUACCUGCUUUUCCAGAUGAUCUCUCCACAAAUCUUGCAUCUAACCUUCAAUUUGAACUUGCGAUAAUCACGAGCAACAUCCUCGACCAAUUCUACGGAUUCCGCAAAUACGAACCUGAAGAACGUUUGAAAAUUGUUCAAUCAUACCUCGUCACUACCUUUCCCGCCUGGAAGAAGAAAGCAGAAUCAUUAAUUCAAGCGAAACUCGAGGACUUGGAUGAAGUACAGAAUCGUCAAAGAUCAGAAUUGUGGUUAUCAUAUCACCAUACCAAGAUUCUCCUCCUUCGCACUUAUGUUCUCGUACCCGAGGGCGAUGCGGCGAGAGAUGGAAUGAUCGAAAAGCUUACAAAUGCGUGCCAAUACGUUUGCGAUAUCGUGCAGCCACGUCCUAGAGGAUUCCUCAAAGAACACGAGGAAAAACUUUGGAAGCAUGAGUUUCCGAUAUACGCGGAUUUUAUCAAAUCAGACGCUUUUAGAAGUGCUUGGUUUCCUCAAUACAUCAUGUUUACUGCGGCAACAGUAGUCUGCAUCACAAGCGUCAGAAACCCAACACAAGUAUGCAUAAUCGACAGCACAAUCAAGCAAAAGAUCAGAAUCCUCAUUGAACCACUACUAAGAAUCGGAUUUCCGGGUUCAUUCAUGAGAGUAUGUACUCGUGUUUUGGAUGAGCUGGAAAUUGCGGUUGAUGUGAGCAUGAUGCGUCGAUUUUCUAAGUUGGAGGAUAUGGACAUUGAUGAUGAUAAACUAUUGGAUGAGCACACGGAUCUGGAUCGUCAUAUGACGAUACUUAAGGAGAGGUUGGGGGAGGCUCUUUGGGAGGCACAUAUGAAGAUGUGUCUGGCUAGAGAUGAGUGUGAUAUUAUGAUUCAGUUUCGUUGCUGGGGGUUUGCGAGGCUUGCUUACCAGAUGAUGGAACGUAGAUUGGAGGUUAGAAUAAAUUGA